Molecule: messenger RNA, 1533 nt
Organism: Lottia gigantea (owl limpet)
Lineage: Eukaryota; Metazoa; Mollusca; Gastropoda; Lottiidae
Exons: 4
Coding region: 1-1533 (510 amino acids)
Source: RefSeq, a predicted model, not a curated record
AUGGAGUGUAGCCAACUAGUUGUUAGUUUUAGGAUACGGGCCUUAUCCCGCCCAGUAGCAGAGCCACCUCUAAUUCUCACAAAAUUUUUGCUACGUCAACUGACAAUUUUACAGGGAUUCUGUUGUAACUUUAUGACAUCAGCCCAAAAACAUUUGCAUACUACCAGUCUAACAACCUUCCCUGAUACUAGUCCUCCAACAUUGCAUACUACCAGUCUAACAACCUUCCCUGAUACUAGUCCUCCAACAUUGCAUACUACCAGUCUAACAACCUUCCCUGAUAUUAGUCCUCCAACAUUGCAUACUACCAGUCUAACAACCUUCCCUGAUACUAGUCCUCCAACAUUGCAUACUACCAGUAUAACAACCUUCCCCGAUACUAGUCCUCCAACAUUGCAUACUACCAGUCUAACAACCUUUCCUGUUACUAGUCCUCCAACAUUGCAUACUACCAGUUUAACAACCUUCCCUGUUACUAGUCUUCAAACAUUGCAUACUACCAGUCUAACAACCUUCCAUGAUACUAGUCCUCCAACAUUGCAUACUACCAGUCUAACAACCUUCCCUGAUACUAGUCCUCCAACAUUGCAUACUACCAGUCUAACAACCUUCUCUGAUAUUAGUCCUCAAACAUUGCAUACUACCAGUCUAACAACCUUCCCUGAUACUAGUCCUCCAACAUUGCAUACUACCACUCUAACAACCUUCCCUGAUAUUAGUCCUCCAACAUUGCAUACUACCACUCUUACAACCUUCCCUGUUACUAGUCUUCCAACAUUGCAUACUACCAGUCUAACAACCUUCCCUGUUACUAGUCUUCCAACAUUGCAUACUACCAGUCUAACAACCUUCCCUGACAUUAGUCCUCCAACAUUGCAUACUACCAGUCUAACAACCUUCCCUGAUAUUAGUACUCCAACAUUGCAUACUACCAGUCUAACAACCUUCCCUGAUAUUAGUACUCCAACAUUGCAUACUACCAGUCUAACAACCUUCCCUGUUACUAGUCUUCCAACAUUGCAUACUACCAGUCUAACAACCUUCCCUGUUACUAGUCUUCCAACAUUGCAUGCUACCAGUUUAACAACCUUCCCUGAUAUUAGACUUCCAACAUUGCAUACUACCAGUCUAACAACCUUUCCUGUUACUAGUCCUCCAGUAUUGCAUAGUACCAGUCUAACCUUCCCUGAUACUAGUCCCCCAACAUUGCAUACUACCAGUCUAACAACCUUCCCUGAUAUUAGACCUCCAACAUUGCAUACUACUAGUCUAACAACCUUCCCUGAUAUUAGACCCCCAACAUUGCAUACUACCAGUCUAACAACCUUUCCUGUUACUAGUCCUCCAACAUUGUAUACUACCAGUCUAACAACCUUCCCUGAUACUAGUCCUCCAACAUUGCAUACUGCCAGUCUAACAACCUUCCCUGAUACUAGUCCUCCAACAUUGCAUACUACCAGUCUAACAACCUUCCCUGAUAUAAGUCCUCCAACAUUGCAUACUACCAGUCUAACAACAUUAUCCUACAUUUAG